AUGCUUGACAAUCCCUUAGCAAUCACCACCUCGUCUCUGGGGCUGCACUCCUCACACUCGCUGCCCGAGAAAGUCCACGCCGCGGCGUCUAAUGGCUUCUCGUCGAUCGAGAUUGUCUACCAGGAAGUCGUCGACCACGGCUUGUCACAAAGGCCUGUACUGGAUGUGUGCAAUGCCGCACGCUCCAUCGCACAGUUAUGCCAGUCGCUCGACGUCUCGGUGCUGGCCUUGAAUCCAUUUAAGAACUUCGAGGGCCACCACUGGCCGCUGUCGAUACGACUCGAGUCCGCGAGACACUGGAUUGAAGUUGCUGUCUUGCUUGGAGCAGAGCAUUUGCAAGUCCCGUCGCAAUUCGACACUGCCAACAGCACAGGCGACUGGCAGCAGAUGGUGCGAGAGUUGCAGCAGCUCAGCGACCUGGCAGCCUCUCGGUCGCUGCGCAUCGCCUACGAGGCAGUGGCAUGGGGCAGUUACAUCAACACCUGGGAGGAAAGUCUGCGCAUGGUGCAGAACGUGGACCGGGGGAAUUUCGGGCUGUGUCUGGACUCAUUCCACGUUGCUGCGCGGCUUUGGGGGGACAACACCGUCGCCGGUGGCAUGCAGGACGACGCGUGGCCGGUCCUCAAGGCCUCGCUCGCUCGAUUCACUGACUCGUGUCCGCUCGAUAAAGUUUUCUACGUGCAGCUCUCGGAUGGUGAGAGAUUUGCACCGCCGCUGUCGCACGAGCAUCGCUUCUAUCAGGCCGAUUUCCCACCUGCGCUUACUUGGUCGCGACACAUGAGGGUGUUCCCCCUGGAGGCUGAGCUGGGCGCUUAUUUGCCGGUCACGGAAAUUGCAAGAUCCUGGCUGGUGGACAAGGGGUGGAAGGGGGUGGCUUCAAUGGAGAUAUUCGACUGGAGAAUGAGAGACGAGACCAGACGGCCGAUGGACAACGCCAGAAGAGGCCUGCAGUCGUGGCAGAAGCUGAUCAGGGCCUUGGAGUAG
Aspergillus puulaauensis is the source of this 984-nucleotide messenger RNA. RefSeq names its product sugar phosphate isomerase/epimerase family protein. Lineage: Eukaryota; Fungi; Ascomycota; Eurotiomycetes; Eurotiales; Aspergillaceae. The transcript has a single exon. The record is from RefSeq and is a predicted model, not a curated record. The coding region runs from base 1 to 984 and encodes 327 amino acids.